This is a messenger RNA of Leptosia nina, 1008 nucleotides long. Lineage: Eukaryota; Metazoa; Arthropoda; Insecta; Lepidoptera; Pieridae. The record is from the annotation of a GenBank genome assembly.
AUGGCAGUUUACGCAGCACAUUUAACGAGAACUCUUCAGGGCACCCCUUCUGUUUUUCAAGUGACUGCUCAAGAAGCUCUCGGUGGAACAGUCAAGCCAGCUUUAAGAAAACUUGUUGAGUACAUCGCCUCUACCUACCCCAGGAACUGUGGUUGGAGUGAGAAAUGGUAUGAUGAACUAUAUCUGCUAUUCGACUGUUGUCUACAGUAUCAUUACCUUAAGCAUUAUGCUGCAUCGUUCUCAGAAUGUUUCUAUGGUUUGAUGCGUGUUCCGUUAUCAACAAGCAAUGAAUUCAGUUCUGGCACGCGCCUUCCUGAAAAUCUUGAAAAGGGAUCUCUAGCACUCCUGGUUUUACUUCCAUAUAUAAGAGAUAAAGUUGAGAAGCUCAUUAAUCAGUGGAGGGAGGACAAUGAAGACGGAAGAUUAGAAAAAAGUAAGUCGGAUCGUGCUCGAAAAGCAGCUGUCCACCUCUACUCAAUAGUUCAUUUGACAUGUGAAGCGAGCAAGUUGGUGGUACUUGCGCGGUAUCUUACCACCUCCUCUCGCUCCCCAUCACUCCCACUAACGCUACUAGGUCUAACCUUGACCAAUGCACCACCACCAGAGCCAGAGGAAAACACAUGGACAGACCUUGCUCGGAAUUUACUCAAAGGACAUUUUGGGUCUGCAGUAGUAACGUUUCCCAUGGUGUGGGGAGCGAUGGCUGGUGCCGUAGAGUGGGGUGCGUUUCUCGUUCAGUUUUUACGAUGGUGGGAGACGAGACCCGGUCUUGCUGUGGACUCCCUUCCUAUGCCUCCACCACCAACGAUUGACGAGAAAGGAACGAGAUAUGCAAACAAAUGUCCCGUUUGCCUGCAGCCGUGGAAGGUCCCAACAGUGUUGCCAGUUUCCGGGUACAUAUUCUGUUACACGUGCAUAUCGCGACAUCUACGCAGCACGAACCAGUGUCCAGUGACAAGAUUGCCAGCGAACGAACGGUCGCUCGUGAGACUAUACCUGGAUGUAUAG